This is a messenger RNA of Gopherus flavomarginatus (Mexican gopher tortoise), 2208 nucleotides long. It is a transcript of the gene GIPC1, whose product is annotated as GIPC PDZ domain containing family member 1. NCBI's taxonomy places the organism in Eukaryota, Metazoa, Chordata, Testudines, Testudinidae. Gene Ontology annotation, molecular function: protein binding. Bases 1101 to 2096 code for a protein of 331 amino acids. The record is from RefSeq and is a predicted model, not a curated record. The transcript is spliced from 7 exons.
AUGCUGUUGCUGGGAAUGGGGUUUCAGCUGGAACGGGUCUGAGGGGGCUCAAGCUCUGUGUGGGGGCUGCCGUUGCUGUGCCCUUGAGGGGGGUACGUGUGGUGUAUUAGUGGCACAGAAGGAUGGGAGGGUCCCGCUGGGGGUUUAUGCCACAGAGGGUCUUGGAGAGGGGCACCUGUGGCUCUGAAGUAGUGAGCCUGGGAACAGGAGUCUUGGCUCUGUCCCCUGCUGUAACCACCGUACAAGGCUCCCUCCCCUUUUGCAAAUGCACAGGGGUCCUAGCAUUGCAGUCUUGGGUAGGAUACAAUGCAUGUUUGAGGUGCUGGGCUGGUACUUGGAGACCAGGGACAACAAUUAAAGCAGGAAACUGGGUGCUGGGACUCCUGGUUGCAUUCCCAGUGCCAUCACCAACUCCCUGUGUGACCAGGAAGUCUUGUUUGUACUCACUUUACCUAUCUGGAAAAUAGGGAUAAAGAGACUCAGUAGCCGGGUGGGGUGAGUGAGGCUUAAUUGAUGUAUGUGUGAAGCACUUUGAGUUCUGCUGCUCAGAGGUUCUAAUAUAGAGAUGGGCAGCGUGGAAUCUCCAAAUGCCCAUGUAGAACAGGGGGGCGGACAGCGCCCUGUAAAUUAGGCUUGGGUUUGGUUUAGGUUCUCUCCCCCCCCCCCCCCCCCCCCGUGAAAGAUCAAAAGGUUCUGACUUAAGUUCAAAGUUUGCUGUGCAAAAUCUACUGGAAAUUCCCCUUGUUUGCUUGUCUAUUUAGUAUCUCUUAGCCUAUUCCUCCCCUUACCUUUUUCCCAUCUAAUGAAGGCAGGUGGUUAGAGUUUUGCAGAGGAGUCUCUGACACACAGUGUACCAACGGGAAUUAACAUGACCCUUUUAGGUGUUUGUUUCUCUACUGAGUGGGACAUGAGGGCAACACAGUGAAGACACGCACAUGCAACAAAACAAAUGAAAUAAUCAUUCCCCGUGUUGAUCAUCCCGCAAAUGAGAUCAACAACCUCUACUGCCUGAGGAGUUGGGGAAACAUAUAGCAGCCUCUCUGUGACAGGUCUCUCUGGUGGGUGACUGAUACUUCCUGCUGUCUGGCCACUCCUCCCUCAUGCCGCUCGGACUAGGCCGCCGGAAGAAGGCCCCUCCACUGGUGGAGAAUGAGGAGGCUGAGCCCAUUCGUGGCAGCUUGGGUGGGGUGGAGGUGGGCAGUGGCGGCAGCGUGGCAGCCCUGCAGCCUGGCCUGCCACCGCCUCCUGCCAGCCUCCGCCCUCGACUGGUGUUCCACACUCAGCUGGCCCAUGGCAGCCCCACUGGCAGGAUCGAGGGCUUCACCAAUGUCAAGGAGCUGUACAGCAAAAUUGCAGAGGCUUUCAAGAUCCCGCCAGUUGAGGUGAUGUUCUGCACCUUAAACACCCACAAAGUGGACAUGGACAAGCUGUUGGGUGGCCAGAUCGGUCUGGAGGACUUCAUCUUUGCACACACAAAGGGCCAGAAGAAGGAGGUGGAGGUCUUCAAGUCUGAGGAGGCGCUGGGCCUGACCAUCACUGACAAUGGAGCCGGCUAUGCUUUCAUUAAGAGGAUCAAAGAAGGGAGCGUCAUAGACCGGAUCCAGGUCAUCAAUGUGGGCGACAUGAUUGAGUCCAUCAAUGGGCAGAGCCUCAUUGGCUGCCGGCACUACGAGGUUGCCAAGAUGCUCAAGGACCUGCCCAAAGGCCGCACCUUCACGCUGAAGCUAACAGAGCCCCGGAAGGCAUUCGAUAUGAUCAGCCAGCGGGCCGCAGGGGGCAAGCACAACAGUAGCUCCCAGCUGGGCACUGGCAGAGGGACCCUACGGCUGCGGGCCAAGGGACCGGCCACUGUGGAGGAGCAGCUGUCUGCGUUUGAGGAGAGGGCGAUUGAGAAGGUGGACGACCUGCUGGAGAGCUACAUGGGUAUCCGUGACACGGAGCUGGCUGCCACCAUGGUAGAGCUGGGGAAGGACAAGCGGAACCCCGACGAGUUCGCUGAGGCGCUGGAUGAGCGGCUGGGUGACUUCGCCUUCCCUGACGAGUUCGUCUUUGACGUGUGGGGCGCCAUCGGGGAUGCCAAGGUUGGGCGCUACUAGACUCUGCAGGCCUGGCCUGCUCUGCCCACCCUGGAUCUGCUGUGCCCUUGGGCUAGGCAAGGGAGUGUUCUGCCGCUGCCCUUAUGUGGACUAGGGGGAAGGGGAGACACCA